AGAAAUUAGUUGAUUUUUGUUCAUUCAGAGCUCAGCCAGCGUUUGUGUUGACUGCUCAGAGUCCACGAACAGAGGCGGUCUUUGUUAUUUUACACUGCUUUUAAUUUCUUUUAGCUUUCUUCAGUUGAACAAGAGGCUUCAUAAACCAUGUCCUACUACAACUUUCUGCUGGAACCAAUCAGCUGUCAUGCCUGGAACAAAGAAAGGACCCAAAUUGCAAUAUGCCCCAAUAACCACGAAGUCCACAUCUACAAGAAAGAGGGAGGAGACAAGUGGAGCAAGAUCCACGAACUGAAGGAGCACAACGGGCAGGUGACAGGCAUUGACUGGGCACCCGAGAGUAACCGCAUUGUGACCUGUGGCACAGACCGCAAUGCCUACGUCUGGACCCUGAAAGGCAAUGUGUGGAGACCCACCCUGGUCAUCCUGAGGAUCAACCGGGCUGCCCGAUGUGUCAAGUGGUCCCCCAAGGAAAACAAGUUUGCUGUGGGCAGCGGAUCCAGACUCAUUUCAAUCUGUUACUUCGAACAGGAAAAUGACUGGUGGGUUUGCAAACACAUCAAGAAGCCGAUUCGCUCCACUGUCCUGAGUUUGGACUGGCACCCUAACAACAUCCUGCUAGCUGCAGGGUCAUGUGAUUUCAAGUGCAGGAUUUUCUCAGCUUAUAUCAAAGAGGUGGAAGAGAAGCCGUCCCCGACUCCCUGGGGCUCCAAGAUGCCGUUUGGAGAGCUGAUGUUUGAGUCGAGUGGCACGGACGGCUGGGUCCACUCCAUCUGCUUCUCCGGCAGCGGGGGGCGCGUGGCCUGGGUCAGCCACGACAGCACUGUGGCUGUGGCCACUGGCAGCAAGAACACAGUAAUUUCUUCUCUGAGCUCCGAGACCCUCCCUCUUCUGGCCGUCACCUUCAUCACAGAGAACAGCUUGGUUGCAGCGGGCCAUGACUGCUACCCCAUGCUGUACGUUUACGAUGAGGGUAAAGGGACCAUUACUUUUGGAGGGAAGCUGGACAUCCCAAAGCAGAGCACCCAGCGGGGGAUGACUGCCCGAGAGCGCUUCCAAAACCUGGACAAGAAGGCUUCCUCCGAGACCGAAAAGGCCACCCUUGAUUCUGUCCACAAAAACAGCAUCAGCCAAAUCUCAAUACUGGAAGGGGACAAGUCUAAAUGCAACAAAUUCUGUACCACCGGAAUGGAUGGAGGAAUGACUAUUUGGGACGUCAAGACUCUCGAGUCAUCGAUGAAAGACCUGAAGAUCGUCUAAGGCACAGAAGCAAUCUUUUAAACUGCAAGGCUAAAAGCAAAAUCAAGUAUCAUGCCAAGUGCUCAUGCCGCAUUGCCAAUUACUUUGAGCUUUUUUAUAUAUAAAUUCAGCGCAGUGGUACUGUUCCCAUGUAUUGUUAAAAUUAUUUUUCCAUAUGCUGUUUUUUUUAUUAUUAUUAUUUUGUAAGGGCUAGUUCCUAGAUCGGACAAGUCUGUAUUACCCGAGGUGUAUUUUUAUACAAAUGGGAAGUGAUUUUGUUUUUUUUUUAAUUUUUUUCAGUUAAUCAAGUGAAACCUAUAUGCUGGUCAUAAGUUGCUUUUAAUAAAUGCACUAAAAAUA
Molecule: messenger RNA, 1599 nt
Organism: Polyodon spathula (Mississippi paddlefish)
Lineage: Eukaryota; Metazoa; Chordata; Actinopteri; Acipenseriformes; Polyodontidae
Gene: arpc1b
Product: actin related protein 2/3 complex, subunit 1B
Exons: 10
Coding region: 148-1260 (370 amino acids)
Biological process (GO): Arp2/3 complex-mediated actin nucleation
Cellular component (GO): actin cytoskeleton; Arp2/3 protein complex
Molecular function (GO): actin filament binding
Source: RefSeq, a predicted model, not a curated record